Molecule: messenger RNA, 1362 nt
Organism: Indicator indicator
Lineage: Eukaryota; Metazoa; Chordata; Aves; Piciformes; Indicatoridae
Gene: RIMOC1
Product: RAB7A interacting MON1-CCZ1 complex subunit 1
Exons: 8
Coding region: 1-1362 (453 amino acids)
Biological process (GO): mitophagy
Source: RefSeq, a predicted model, not a curated record
AUGGAGCCGCUCAGGCGACGGCCCAGGCUGGAGCGUGGGAGAGCUGUCCAGCUGCCCCGCAGCUGCCAAGCCCAGAGAGUCCGUCCCGGGCACUGUCCCGCGGGGGAGUCGGCGGCAAGAAGAGCUUUAAAGCCACAACGAAUUAAAGCUGAAGUUCCGGCCUUGAGGGUGCACAAGGCUUGCCCAGCGGUCUCGGCUGCCGUCUUACUGCCGAUCCGCACAGCCUGCGAUAAUACCGAAGAAGGGCUAAGGCGUCCUGAUCCUCCUGCCGUCUCGUCCCAGAGACCAACGAAGCCGCUGUUGAAUCGCAAGUCCAGCCGGGAUCAGACAGGGGCGGUCUUACCGCCAGAUACGGCCUUAGGCAGCCCCUCCGUCAAGCUGCUACACCCCCAAGCCCUCCAGGCGGCGCAGGCGCCGCACACCAGCGGGAAGCCGCGCUCCCUGCCCGCCCGCGGGUCCUGGCUGCUGCGCCUGCGUACAUCUCCUCGCCGCAGCGGACCCCGCCCAGCAGCCGGCGCCCGGCGGUUGGCGACGCUUAGCCAGCGGCUGGCGGCGCUCAGGGGAGCGGGCGGUGACGAUGUCUUCUUAGCAAAGGGCUCAGCUACUCUGGACAAAUUGAAGGACUUCUGUAACAGUGGGAAAGGACAUCCUUCCAUGCUUUUGCAGCACUACACCCAGGCUGUCUUAGACAUUACAUAUUUUGAGGAAAACCGUCUUGUGGAUGAAGAUUUUCCAGAAGAAUCUUCCUUGCAAAAAGUGAAAGAACUUACAUACUCCCUUUCAGAACCAGAAGACCUAGUGAGGGAAUGCAACAUAAAUGAAGAACCAAUCAGUAUCCUUGGUGCAGAGUUGUUAGAAUGUCUAUACUGGAGAAAAGGAGCCCUGCUUUACAUGUAUUGUCAUACAGCAAAAGAAAGGAGUGAGUGGCUACGAGAAAACAUUACUGUAUUUAAAAAGUGUCUUAAUGAUGGAGUUCGUUACUUGAUGAAGAUGCUUAGCUUUAGAUGCCCUAUUCAGCUAAAUGAAGAUGUCUCACUUCACGAUAAAGACACAGCUAGAUUACUCAGUGAAGGUGUAUUUAGUGAUACUUACUUACUCGCAAUGAUGUACAGCGGAGAAAUGUGCUACUGGGGACUGCAGCACUGUGGAGAAGAGAAGGAGGAAAGCCUUGAGGCCAUAGAUUUUGUCUGUAGCAGUGACCUGGGCUGCAGUUUACAGAGCGUAUCUCUGGAUUUCCGAGAAACGGGCAAAAACAUGUUAACAAAGUAUGUGGUUAUGUGCGAGGGACCCUUAAAAGGCCAAGGGUGGAACACAACAACUGCGAAACAAAUGUUGUGCCACUUUGUGGAAUCCCACAAAUAA